GGGCUGCCCCUGCAGCUGAUGAGCUGGAAACCCCGUGCUGGCACUCUGAGGGGGACCCAAGAUGGCGGAGUUUUGACUGAGGGAACUGCAAUUAUAAAAUAAAACAUUAAGAACAAGCGAGAAUUCGUAGAUAUUUAAGAGGUUUUACAUGGAAUAGAGUUGAACGGUUAUUCCGGUCGGGUUUAUGUGAUUUUGAAAUGUGUGGAAACUGAUAAGGAGAGGCUUGUCUCUCUCUGCGGCCCGGGUAUAGAACAUGGCGGAACGCUCGGUAAACAUAUAAAUAAUAAAGAUAAAUACAAAUACAAUUGACGUACUGUUUUGUAGGCACUUCAGUUCCCUCAAAUAAACCAAGAGCUGUAUUUUGCUGUAGAAUUAUACAGGUAUCUGAAAAUGAGAAACGCACACAGAUAAGGAAAUUCGAAAACAAAUACACCAGCCGUGGUCUGAAGCUUGAUUUUUUCCCACAAUUUUAUCAUACGGGUGGUCUCAUUGUUUUCUGAUUUUUUGACUUUUUUAUUUUAUUUUAUACUCUAUAAAAUUGAAUAUAUGUUCUAAGGGUUACGUAACUUAAGUUAAAAUGGCGUUAGCUCCCUGAAUUUGUAAAUAAAACAGGCCUCCUCCUAGUCGGGGUGAGAGUUUUUUAUUAGCUAGCGGUCGGUUAGCCCAGAGUCCCGGGUUUAGUUCACAGAGUGGGGUCGACGCUGGGUGUUGGCGCCAUUGCCUCUGUUCGGGUGUAAACAGCCGGUGGACAGACAGGAUGACAGACACUCGGCGGCGGGUGAAGGUGUACACCCUGAACGAGGAUCGGCAAUGGGACGAUCGGGGUACCGGGCACGUUUCCUCUGGUUAUGUGGAAAGACUAAAAGGCAUGUCCUUGCUGGUACGGGCCGAGAGUGAUGGCUCUCUUUUGCUGGAGUCGAAAAUCAGCCCAAAUACUGCAUACCAGAAACAGCAGGAUACAUUAAUAGUUUGGUCUGAAGCAGAAAACUAUGACUUGGCACUUAGUUUUCAGGAGAAAGCAGGUUGUGAUGAGAUAUGGGAAAAGAUAUGUCAGGUUCAGGGCAAAGAUCCAUCGGUGGACAUCACCCAGGAUCUAGUGGAUGAGUCCGAGGAGGAGCGUUUUGAUGACAUGUCCUCUCCUGGACUCGAGUUGCCGCCUUGUGAACUGAAUCGGCUGGAAGAAGUGGCUGAGCUGGUGGCCUCCUCCUUGCCUUCCCCGCUGAGACGUGAGAAGCUAGCAUUGGCUCUGGAAAAUGAGGGCUACAUAAAGAAACUCUUUGAACUAUUUCAUGUAUGUGAGGACUUGGAAAACUUGGAAGGACUACACCACUUGUAUGAAAUCAUAAAGGGAAUUUUUCUCUUGAACCGAACUGCACUUUUUGAGGUUAUGUUUUCAGAGGAUUGUAUAAUGGAUGUAAUAGGGUGUCUAGAACACGACCCUUCUUUACCUCAGCCGCGGAAACACAGGGAGUUCCUGACAAAGACGGCCAAGUUUAAAGAGGUAAUCCCAAUCUCUGACCCUGAACUGAAACAGAAAAUUCACCAGACGUACCGAGUACAGUACAUUCAGGAUAUGGUCCUUCCCACCCCUUCAGUCUUUGAAGAAAAUAUGCUGUCAACUCUUCAUUCAUUCAUCUUUUUUAAUAAAGUGGAAAUUGUCGGAAUGCUGCAGGAUGAUGAGAAGUUCCUGACAGACCUUUUUGCACAACUAACUGACGAAGCAACAGAUGAUGAUAAAAGGCACGAAUUGGUAAAUUUUCUUAAGGAAUUUUGUGCAUUUUCUCAAACGUUACAACCUCAAAACAGAGACGCCUUCUUUAAAACCUUGUCAAAUAUGGGCAUACUACCAGCAUUAGAAGUCAUCCUGGGAAUGGAUGAUGUUCAUGUGCGUAGUGCUGCCACUGAUAUUUUCUCCUAUUUGGUUGAAUACAACCCAUCCAUGGUACGGGAAUUCGUAAUGCAGGAGGCUCAGCAGAAUGAUGAUGUAAGUUGUGAUGAUGAUGAUAUUCUCCUUAUUAAUCUGAUCAUUGAACACAUGAUCUGUGACACGGAUCCGGAGCUUGGGGGUGCAGUGCAGCUCAUGGGCCUGCUUCGUACUUUAGUUGAUCCAGAAAACAUGUUGGCCACAGCCAAUAAAACAGAAAAGACAGAGUUUUUAAGUUUCUUUUAUAAACACUGUAUGCACGUUCUCACUGCCCCCUUGCUGGCAAACACAACAGAGGAGAAGCCCAGCAAAGGUGAGGCCACAACACAUCAUGAUGACUUCCAGACAUCCCAGCUCUUGGCCUUAAUACUGGAAUUGCUCACUUUCUGUGUGGAGCAUCACACCUACCAUAUCAAGAACUACAUUAUUAACAAAGAUAUCCUCAGAAGGGUGCUUGUGCUUAUGGCCUCAAAGCAUGCCUUUUUGGCUCUGUGUGCACUUCGAUUCAUGAGAAAAAUUAUUGGGUUAAAAGAUGAAUUCUACAAUCGCUACAUAAUGAGGAACUUUUUGUUUGAACCCGUUGUGAAAGCUUUUCUAAACAAUGGAUCUCGAUACAACUUAAUGAACUCUGCCAUUAUUGAAAUGUUUGAAUACAUAAGAGUGGAAGACGUGAAGUCCCUGACUGCUCAUGUAAUAGAAAAUUACUGGAAAGCUCUUGAAGAUGUAGAUUAUGUACAAACAUUUAAAGGACUGAAACUGCGCUAUGAGCAGCAAAGGGAAAGGCAAGACAACCCCAAGCUUGACAGCAUGCGUUCGAUACUGAGGAACCACAGAUACCGCCGAGAUGCCCGCACGCUGGAAGAUGAGGAGGAGAUGUGGUUCAACACAGAUGAAGAUGACCUCGAAGAUGGGGAGGCAGUCGUCCCUCCAUCGGACAAAAUGAAUAGUGACGAAGACCUCAUGGAUCCCAUAAGCAAAUUCAUGGAAAGGAAAAAAUUGAAAGAAACAGAGGAAAAGGAAGUUCUCCAGAAAGCUAAUGUCACAGGUCGGCAAAGUCCGAACUUCAAACUUUCCUUCUCCAGUGGAACCAAGCCGAAUCUCACCAGCCAGUCAUCAGCCAGUAAUCACCCAGGGUCUCCUGGGUCACCAGGGUCACCAGGGUCACCAGGAUCACCGGGCUCUCCGGGGUCUGUAGCCAAAAGCACACCACAAUCGGCAGCUAUCACUACCAAGGUGCUGUAUCAGUGUGAAGAGCAGGUUGCAAAAUCUACAGAUAAAGAAAAAAAUAGCAUGAAAAUGGAACAUGAUAUAAAAAUUGAUGUUCCGCUCGAUAGGACUACUUCAGGCGUUAUGUGUGAAGAAAGCAGGAAAGGAGGUCUUGUGGGGCUUGUGGAUUACCCUGAUGAUGACGAAGAAGAGGAGGAUGAAGAUGAUGUGGAUAACAAGGAGGAAAGUCCACCUCUGUCAAAAAAAUCCAGACUGGCGUCCUAAGUGUGACCCACCUACCCUCUGUCCUGGGCUUCUUUACCCACUUUACAGUAAAGUUUUCACAUGUAAGACACAAAAAAUCCACACGUUUCUGUGGUGGUGUCUGGUGUAACACUGUACCUGACAGAUCCAAUAAACCCAUGUGUAAUUCUGCUGAUCAAGUGCCAUUUUGAGGAAACAAUAGGAGAGAAUCAAUUUUAUAUUAAACAAAAAUAACUAAUUACUAGACGAACUGUGGGGGGAAAAAGAGACUGACGCCCAUGAACUUACGGGUUCGGACCACACUUUGCCCCUUUCUCAGGGAUGGACAAAACAACAAGCCCAUACGGCAUGGAUAUCCAGUACUAGGACUCCUAGGCUGACUGAUUUCUCCAGUCAGAAAAUAAUUGUUCUCUCGGACCAGAUGCAGACCAGAAGAAAUGGCUAUUGCCCAGCAGUAAUUCUUCCCAGUAAUGCCAGCAGUUUCUUUGAAAAGAGAAGCCUGCCUUCAAACAAUACAUGUUCAGGGCAUUUUAAGUCUCACUAGAACAGGUUUUUAAAACCUGUGUAUAGGGGGUAAAGUUGAAUAAAUUCCCCUCUUUUAUCCUUUCUCUUUUUUUGCCCUUUAAAACUGCAGAUUUUGGAAAUUUGUCAUCCCUUCUUGAUUAAAGAUUGAGUGGAAUUCUAGAUGUGAUCAUUUUGUCAUAUCUUUUUCAUUUUCUUUUUUCUUUGAGUGUACACCUAGUUGUUGAAUAUAUUUGGGACCAUUAAAAAAAGAAAUAUUUGAUGUAGUAUAAUUUCACUGUUGUGCUGGUACCUGCAUUGUUUGUUUUUGUUUUGUUUUUUCUUGCAUUAAGAUAAGGUGAAUCAGGUGUAAUGGGUUAACUGAAAACUGCAUCCAGUAGCAAUACUAUUUUGUGACUGAAUAUUUUAUAUUGAAAUUUACAAACUGUCAAAUGCCGUCCAUUACAAUAAAACAGCACUGUAAAAUUCCAA
Molecule: messenger RNA, 4387 nt
Organism: Acipenser ruthenus (sterlet)
Lineage: Eukaryota; Metazoa; Chordata; Actinopteri; Acipenseriformes; Acipenseridae
Product: serine/threonine-protein phosphatase 4 regulatory subunit 3A
Exons: 16
Coding region: 758-3415 (885 amino acids)
Biological process (GO): protein dephosphorylation; DNA damage response
Cellular component (GO): nucleoplasm; protein phosphatase 4 complex
Molecular function (GO): protein phosphatase activator activity
Source: RefSeq, a predicted model, not a curated record